Westerdykella ornata is the source of this 516-nucleotide messenger RNA. RefSeq lists its product as uncharacterized. Gene Ontology annotation, molecular function: A2-type glycerophospholipase activity. Gene Ontology annotation, biological process: arachidonate secretion; phospholipid metabolic process. The record is from RefSeq and is a predicted model, not a curated record. The coding region runs from base 1 to 516 and encodes 171 amino acids. The transcript has 2 exons. NCBI's taxonomy places the organism in Eukaryota, Fungi, Ascomycota, Dothideomycetes, Pleosporales, Sporormiaceae.
AUGAAGCUUUCCAUCUUCACGGUUGCGGGACUUGCCUCCCUUGGUCUUGCUGCCCCUGCACAGCUGGACAGGCGAGAAACCGCAGUGGAAGCCACGGACCGCCUGCUCUUCAAAAGCAGCAUGUCCACAUUUAUCGCCGCACGCAACGCUAAAAACCCCUCUUCUUUGGACUGGUCCUCCGACGGCUGCUCUUCUUCUCCUGAUAACCCAUUCGGCUUCGACUUUAUCAACUCGUGCUACCGCCAUGACUUCGGCUACCGGAACUAUAAGAAACAGAGCCGCUUUACCUCCGCAAACAAGGCGAAGAUUGACAGCAAUUUCAGGAGUGACAUGUAUGCUCAGUGCGAGAAUGAAGGAAACGCUUUCGAGGUGGCAGCGUGCAAGGGAGUUGCCGAUGUCUACUAUAAUGCUGUCAAGGAGUUCGGCACCAAGCGAGCCGCUGAGUUCGAGGCAAAGAUGAGGAGAGAUGCUGAGGUCGAGGAGAUUGAGGGAGUCGAGGCGGGGGUAGUCGUUUAA